Ostrea edulis (European flat oyster) is the source of this 1133-nucleotide messenger RNA. RefSeq lists its product as uncharacterized. The transcript has a single exon. The record is from RefSeq and is a predicted model, not a curated record. Lineage: Eukaryota; Metazoa; Mollusca; Bivalvia; Ostreida; Ostreidae. The coding region runs from base 241 to 711 and encodes 156 amino acids.
AACAAACGUUUAUAUAGUAAACAACAAACAACAAGUAAAUCAUGUGUCACUCAAGCCGAUUACCCAGCCCUGCUGAAUUCUGAUUGGACAAGAUUGUCUGCUCAGGUUUGUCAUAAGGUCACUCUGAGUCAGAGGUCGCCAGUUUACGAGAGUAUAUAAACCUCACUCGAUGAAAAUAACAACAGCACAAUACGUUGAUCUGAUAUUGUAGAAACUUACAUGUAACAUAUAUUGUUCAGUAUGAAAAUGGUAUUAGGAAUGCAGCAAACUUGUUCAGGGAUUCCUAUCAAGCGUAGAGAUGAAGGACUGGAGGUAAAGGCGGGAAACCUGUUUCUGGUCCAGUCACACCAGGGGAAGGCCGUGAGGGUACCGGUACAUGUCCGGGUGUAUCAGAGCUGUUUUGAACAUUAUGCCAUUGUUAGUAGGGAUUGUAAAUUCGCAAACAAAGGCAUCUUUGUGAACCUGAAGAAUUCCACCGUGUUGAGAACGGACUCUUGUGAAAAAGAAUUUAUUAUGGUACCUGAUAAUGUGGAGGGAACGAGCUACACAUUUCAGGCGGGAAACGCCACGGAAGCCGAAGAUUGGACGGAGGUCCUCAGGUCGAGCGUUUCUCAGAUUUCCCCCUCAUCUGGGCACCCAUCUCCUUCAAUGUCGCCCGUGAUUCCCCGCCUACCGUUGAUGCCCACUCUUCCUGAGGAGGAAGAGACUUGACCUCGCGCGACCUCUCCCGGAGUCUUGUCUCCUUGUUUACAUGCCGUGUGCAAACUCCUUGUCAACAUGUUUACGGAAUGGCAUGAAACUGUCUUCUAUUGACAAUAUUUAUUGUCUGCAGUCAUUCUCGUAUCGAUUUGAUGAAGUGAUCCUCUGAUAUAAGCUGAUACUCGUCAAUGGCGGGAACAGACCGCCCGAAUUGACUCUCACCAGCUACAGUCUGUCCAGUACGACAUCCAAUGCGAAAUCCGGACCCCGUGUUCAUUAUGAACACUAUUAACUUCAAUGUGAGAAGCUAACGCUGUGAUUUAUUUAUUGUUUUGUUACAGUAGAAAUUUAUUUGUGUGUUUUGUGCAGUGCAUGUUCAUUUUGAGAACGUGAUAUGUACAGCAUUUUGUUUUUAAUUAAAAUGUGAGAAUGUU